AUGUGGAGGAGGCUGUGGUAUGGUGGUGUAUUCAAGUUUGGGAGGAGGCAUCCCACUUCUUGGCCUCGUUCAUGGGGGUUUUUGGUUGGAUCUUCACCUACUCCCGCUCAUCCUUCUCCGAAGCCUCUCUGGAGAACUAUUACGUAUUUUUCUGAUCUAUCCCAGUCCAAUAAUGUAGGAGGAGGACUGGGUAACAUAAAGUUUGAACAGGCUAAGAAACUGAUGAGACUGGUGAAUGUGGCAGAACUCAAGGUUAAGCUUGGAGCGGAGGAGAAGGAAGUCAUCGGCUACUCCGAGCUCCUGCAGGUCUGCAAGAGCAUGGGCAUUGUUAGAUCUCUAGAGGAGGCUAUUGCUUUCGCUAUCGUCCUUGAUGACGCCGGAGUCGUCCUUCUCUUCCGCGACAAGGUCUUCCUUCAUCCCGACAAGGUAGUGGAUCAGGUUAGAAGAGCAGUGCCCCUUGCCCUGACUGCUGACUAUGACCCUGUGAGGGAUGAGCUGAAGAUGCUGCAGGAAAGGAAGGAAGAAAUUGAUGUGCUGGCACAUAAGCAGGUUAGGCGAAUCCUUUGGACCGGGCUGGGGGUGGCUGUAGCACUAGUCUCACUCUUCUUCCGGCUGACUUUCUUUGAAUUAUCAUGGGAUGUAACGGGACCCAUUGCAUUUUUUACCACAACCACGGGCAUAGUCGUUGGCUAUGCCUAUUUCCUAUUCACUGCUAGAGAUCCAUCUUACCAAGACCUGAUGAAGAGGCUUUUUCUCUCAAGGCAAACAAAACUGUUCAAGAAGCAUAAUUUUGACAUUAAAAGAUUCAAGGAGUUGCAGCAAAAGUGCAAAACACCUCUAGGUGCAACUACUUCCAUUAAAAAUCGGCUAGGCUUGAAAAUGGAGUUGGGGGAUGCUUUACGUCGGGGCUAACAUGAUUCCUUUUUGACCCCUCUCUUUUAGGCAGGGCCUUGUACUAUUUUUCGUUGCAUUCUGUCUCGUUAACCAUCUUAGUUCCUGCUGUUUUUGGAGGCAAAGCUUUCUAUUUUAUGAGACACAUGGGUUGGGUUACCUUCUCUUUUCUUUUCAGUUUCUGACGCUUGAGAUUGCAGUUUCUCCUCACAAAAGAAAGAC
This is a messenger RNA of Carica papaya (papaya), 1113 nucleotides long. Its product is annotated as calcium uniporter protein 1, mitochondrial-like. The record is from RefSeq and is a predicted model, not a curated record. Gene Ontology annotation, molecular function: uniporter activity; calcium channel activity. NCBI's taxonomy places the organism in Eukaryota, Viridiplantae, Streptophyta, Magnoliopsida, Brassicales, Caricaceae. Gene Ontology annotation, biological process: mitochondrial calcium ion homeostasis; calcium import into the mitochondrion. Gene Ontology annotation, cellular component: uniplex complex.